AUGUGGACUACAAGACUUGUUCCUCGAGUGUUCAAAUCACCUUCAAUUUUGAGGCAAACUUCCCUCAUCACCUCAGUUCUUCAAAGAAACUUUUGCUUCCGUUGGGGUAAGAAAUACAGAGAUAUUUAUGGACCAAGUUCAUGGAACACUCCUGAAAAGAGAUAUGACUCAAAUCAUAGAAUGGGCCAGGUGAAAGAGAGGACUCAAGACCCUCUCUACAUUGAUGACAGAAUUAAACAUAUUGAUGGAGGAAUUUCUGCAUAUAUUACCAGACUUCAUGAUGAAAAGAUCUAUGAUAUCCCUCUCAGAAGUAUGGCCUUCAUCCUUUACAAUGAGGCUAGAGAGAAAAGAAAUGAAAAAUUAGUCUAUAAAAGAUUUGAAGAAAAUUACCACAGAUUAAUCAGUACAAGUAUUGUCGCAAGAGAAGCCUUCGGAGGACUCUGGGCCUGCUACCAAAGUAACUGAGCUUCUUUAGAAGGUAUUGCAUUCUGGGAAGAAAAGCUAAAAGAACUUGCUCAAGAUCUUCAUCCAACUUGGAUUAAGGAGCUUCUUCAAGCAUUUAAUAACAACAAGCAGCUCAAGGCUAGCCAUAUGAACAAAAUUAUUGAUGAAUAUCUCAAGCCUCGCUUGCUAGAAGUAUGGGAUCCAAAGUUACUCUAUAACCAAAGGACCAUGAACGACUUAAUAGUUGAAUUCAAGAAACUAAACUACUAUGAUGAAGAGAUUUUUGAGAAAAUAAUAGAUUCCUUGCUCGUGAAGAAGAGGAUCCAGAACAUUUACUUCUUUGAGACUUUCCACCAGUUCAUGAAUGAAGUGAACGAGAACCCCAAAGGAUCCCUGUACCAGAAAUGGACUGAGAAAAUCAAUCAGUUUGAGGAAAAGCACUAUACCGCUGAUUUCAAAUGGAGAUAUAACGCCGAAGAACGCAGAAGAAGGACUCAUAAAGAGCUUGUAGCCAGAAGAGAUGAGUUCGACUGGGAAGAUUUUGUAGAAGUCGAGACCACUGAUGAAAGAGAAGAAAGAGAAAGAAAAAGAAUUGAAGAAGAACAACAAAGGAAAUACUCUGUAUAUAACAAAGAGUUAUUUGUCAAACAGGUCAAGAAAUAUAGAGCUGAAGGCAAGACUAUGAUUGAAAUGAUGGUUUAUUUGGAUGUUGAUGAAGAAGCCCUUGAAAAUGCCUUCCAAGCAAUCUCACAAGAGGAACAGCUCGAGAGGCUUGAAGAGCUCAGAAAAGAAAACAAAUUACCAUUCGCAGAGGGCACUACUGUAUAA
Molecule: messenger RNA, 1272 nt
Organism: Moneuplotes crassus
Lineage: Eukaryota; Ciliophora; Spirotrichea; Euplotida; Euplotidae
Source: the annotation of a GenBank genome assembly